Darwinula stevensoni is the source of this 2139-nucleotide messenger RNA. Lineage: Eukaryota; Metazoa; Arthropoda; Ostracoda; Podocopida; Darwinulidae. The record is from the annotation of a GenBank genome assembly.
AGAAAAAGAAAAAAAAAAAAGAGGGCGAACGCCCGGAGCAAGCAUGAGAUACAGAGCAGUCCGGGCGAAUGAGAUAAACACUACUCCGUGCAGACAGGGCCUAUUACGUUAGCUAUGCAGACGGCAACGUGAACCUCAAGUGGUCCUGUCCUGUAUAAGUGCCAUCGUACUCGUGAGGCCGAGAAGUCUACGUUUCUCAUUAUUGUGCAUAUAGUGCUCAUAUUGUUUCAAGAUGAAGUUAGAUCCAUUGAGUUACAGGACCGAGGAUGGGAUUUUCCUUCCGAGGGAGGCUGCUCCACCUCUGCCUCAUUCUGAUCUCUACGACAUGCUCGUCGAGGGACUGCAAAAAAAUUAUUCCAAAGACAUUCUGAUAUGCUCGAAAACGGGAGAGACGAUGAGUGGCAGGCAGGUGCUGGAGGAGAGCGAGUGCGUGGCCAGGGCAUUGUAUUCUAGGGGUCUCCUCAGCAAGGGUGGUAUGGCUGCUAUCGUCACCCCUAAUUGCCCCCGGUUUGCAGUCUGGCUCAUGGCAAUUCUGAGACUGAGGGCAGUUCUGACCAUGGCGAAUCCAACAUACACAGAGGAGGAAAUUGCACGGCAGCUGUUGGAUUCAGGCUCCGAAAUAGUGCUUGGAUGGGAAGGAAUCUUGGAGAAGGUGCAAGGCGCAGCUCGAAAAGUCCCUGGAUUGCGACAAGUCAUCACAUUGGGUCAGAAGGGGAGUCUCACCUUGUCCGACCUCAUCAAAGAAGGCCGAUUCCUGCCCCCUGUUCCUCAAGUGAAGAGUCAUCCAGAUGACGUUGUCCUACUGCCCAGUUCCAGUGGCACCACAGGUGUCCCAAAGGGUGUUCUCAUCACCCAUAGAAAUAUGACACAUGCUCUCGUUUCCAUGGACUUGAAGACACUUUUAGAUUUGAGCCCAGAUGAUGUGGUUAUGGUCUUCCUGCCAUUGUUUCAUAUCUAUGGCUGCACACUCAUGGCGAAAACUCUUCAAUCAGGGAAUCGUCUAGUUGUCAUGCCCCAUUUUGACUUUGUAGAAAUGUUAACAGCCAUUCAGGAACAUCAUGUCACAUUGCUUCCUUUGGUACCUCCAGUAGCAUUGGUUCUCUCUCAUCAUCCUGUUGUUGAUAACUUUAACCUUCGCUCACUUCGUAAGAUUGUCAGUGGAGCAGCCCCUCUUUCAGGAGAACUUCAGAUGAAGGUGGAGAGGAGACUAAAAGUCCCAGGAUAUGGGAUGACAGAGGGUCCCUUGGCUUGUCUUCUUACUCCAGUAGAUAAAACCAAGCCAGGUUCUGUGGGCAUUGUUGUCCCAUACUUUGAAGUGAAGUUGACCAAUAUAGAAACAGGGAAGACAGAAUUGAAGGAGGGAGAACUGUGCAUUCGAGGACCUCAGCUCAUGAAAGGAUACUUGAGGAGAGAAGCUGAGACAGCAGCUACAAUAGAUUCUUCAGGCUGGCUCCACACUGGAGAUGUUGGCAAAGUGGAUGAAGAUGGAUACUUCUACAUUAUAGAUCGCAUCAAGGAACUCAUAAAGCACAAAGGGUUCCAGGUUGCUCCAGCAGAGCUAGAAGGUCUCCUCCUCACACAUCCAGAGGUGAUAGAUGCUGCUGUAAUUGGGAGACCUGACACUGCAGCUGGAGAACUCCCAACUGCUUUUGUAGUUCUCAAGUCUGGUUCCAACCUCAAGCCAAAUGAUAUCCAGAGCUUUGUUGAUAAGAGAGUGUCAUCCCACAAGAGACUGAGAGGAGGUGUGAUUAUUACUGAUGCAAUUCCCAAGUCCCCAAGUGGGAAGAUACUUCGCCGCUUCCUACGUUCUUCUCUGCAGUCCAAGCUCUAGCUCAUGAUGAUGAGCCCACUGACACUAGAUAUGUGACAAUACUGUCAAUACUUGUAAGCAUGUAAUUCAAUUGGGGAUGAGUAAUUCUUUCAAGUAUCUUUGUGCCUUCCCUGCUAGUAGGAGGAAAUCAGUAAAAAAAAAAAAGGGUAUAAGAUAUUUUUCUAAUUGCAAGCCAAUUUUACAGAGUAUAGUAUUGUCAUUGUAGAAUGUAUCUGCUACAGGUUUGAUUCCUGGUCAAUUUCUCUCAGGGCAUAAUUCUCUUGUCACUUCUUUUCUUAAAUUUUACUUCAUGCAUGAGCUAGCCAGUU